GAGACGGGAACCUGAGGGAGAGAGCGAGCUCUAGAUGCGACGGGAAUGCAAGUUUUUUUUUUUUUAAACCACUUGUCCCCAUCUUUUUUCACUCUUUUUACUCGUUUUCGCUCCCUCCUCGCGUGGACUCUCUGAAACGAAACUCUAACUUAAUGUGUUUUUUCGCUUGUUUUAUUUUUUUUUGUCUUAAAAGAAAGGAUCUCCAACUGUAUCGCCGACGCUGAAACCAACCUCGUUUGUUUUGGAUUAGCCAGCUAACGCUAGCUCUCCUGAACUCCCAUCAGCCAACGUUAACCAAAGAAGAAGAAGAAGAAAUAAAGAAGAAGAAGAAGAAAUAAACGGUUUGCUGAGGAGCUUGGUUGUCUGAUAAAGAAGCCAGAGCCUCGCCCGCUCGGUUUUCUCCCGUUGGCUCUUUUUUUAUUUAUUUAUUUUUUUUAUGGGUGUUGAUCCGUUUGCGGCGCGAGGGUGAAGGAGUUCAGAGGAAGGUCGCAGUGUUUAGGAGACAAGGAGGAAAACUGCACGUUUUUUUUUCCUGCUAAGAGUUUCCUGGGAUGUACCUCCAUCGGUCUUAAAACGCAGAAGCACCGAUCCUGAGGAGUACUCGACUUUUUAAACUUUAACAGGAAAACAAUCCCCCCCGAUAAAUGCAUGACAGCGGGCCUUACUGAAGGGACCUCCGAACUAAAGGGAUUAUAAUUCCACAUUUCUUCCACAUUUAUUGGAUUAUCAACAGCAAUCAGAUGAACGGGGACUGUCGCCUUCACUUAUGGAAAAUGAUUUUCACUCGCACAUGUGCUGCCAGAACCCAAGAUCACGUUAUUUAGUGGCUUCGUUGCACAAUUUAUUUUAUUUUUAUUUUUUUUAAACCGGGUCUAGAAAAAGAAAAGAAAAAAAAACUUGGCUGUAUAAGAAAACUCAUUUCUAGCUCUGAUAUCCCGGACACACAUUUUCCCCCCUGAGGACUGGAGUUCCUGGAACCUUCAGAGGGAGAACUACUUCAGUCAAGAUGAGGUGGUUGACGCCAAAGCUGCGAGCACAAACGCUGUUUUUUAUCCUCUGUACCUGUAUUAUAUGCAAGUGUGGGCUCAUAAACGGUGAAAUUUGUCCGAGCAAGAACAUCCGGAACAACGUGAACAACCUCCGCUCACUGGAGAACUGCACCAUCAUCGAGGGCCACCUGAAGAUCCUUCUCAUGUUCGGGGCCAAGGCAGAGGACUUCAAGGGCCUCAGCUUCCCAAAGCUGCGUGUGGUCACCGACUACGUACUGUUAUUUAGGGUCUACGGCCUGGAGACCCUCAGCAACCUCUUUCCAAACCUGACAGUGAUCCGCGGCAACAACCUCUUCUUCAACUAUGCCCUGGUGAUUUAUGAGAUGCUGCAGCUGAAGGAGGUGGGCUUGCACAGCCUCAUGAAUAUUACACGAGGCGCCGUGAGAAUAGAGAAGAAUCCGGACCUGUGCUACCUGGCCACUCUGGACUGGUCCAUGAUCCUGGACUCUGUGGAGGACAACUUCAUCGUGGCCAAUAAGAACGAGCGAGAGUGCGGAGACGUGUGUCCUGGCAUAGCGCAGGGCCAGCCCAAAUGCACUCAGACCACCAUCAAUGGCAACUUCAGGGGAAGAUGCUGGUCGCAGAGCCAUUGUCAGAAAACAUGCGAUAACUGUAAAAACGGCGCGUGCAGCAAUAAGGGCCAGUGCUGCCACGACCAGUGCCUGGGGGGCUGUUUGGAGCCGGGAAACGCCACCAGCUGUGUGGCCUGCAGGAACCUCCAGCAUGGAAAUGUGUGUGUGGACAAAUGCCCUCCUGGAUACUACGUCUUCCAAGGCUGGCGCUGCGUCAGCUUCUCUUUCUGCCAGGACCUCCAUUAUCAGUGCAAGAAAUCUAAAGAUGUGGAUGCCAGCUGCCAUGAGUACGUCAUCCACAACGGAACCUGCAUUCAGGAGUGUCCUUCUGGAUACAGCAGCAAUUCCUCUACGUUGACCUGUGAACCUUGUGCAGGCCCCUGUCCUAAAGCGUGCCAGGGAAAUAAGACGAUUGACUCUGUUACUUCAGCCCAGGCCUUAAGAGGAUGCACUGUCAUUGAGGGCAACAUGGUUAUCAAGAUCCGAGGAGGGACUAAUAUUGCGGCUGAGCUGGAAGCUAGCCUGGGACAGAUCGAGGUCAUCAAAGGUUACCUCAGUAUACGGAGGGCCUACGCGUUGGUCUCCCUCUCAUUUUUGCGAAAACUACGUACUAUAAAGGGAGAGCAAUUUGACUCAGAUCACUACGCCUUUUACGCACUGGACAACCAGAACCUCCGCCAGCUGUGGGAUUGGUCCAAGCACAACCUGACGAUCGAGCGAGGCCGCACCUUCUUCCACUUCAACCCUAAGCUUUGUAUGUCCGAAAUCAAGAAGCUGGAGGAGGUAACAGGAACCAAGCAGCGCAACAUGAAGAACGAUAUCGCUGCUCGCACCAACGGAGACCAAGCAUCCUGUGAGAUGAAGCUGUUGAACUUCACUCAGAUUAAGGUUAAGUCUAACAUGAUCAUUCUGAAGUGGCAGGCGUACUGGCCGUCGGACUACAGAGACCUGCUGGGAUUUAUGGUUCUCUACAAAGAGGCCCCGUACAAGAAUGUGACCGAGUUCGAUGGACAGGACGCGUGCGGCUCAAACAGUUGGGUAAUAGCUGACGUCGACCCUCCGCCUCGCGCCACAGAUGGAAAGAAGGCAGAAGAUCCAGGCUACCUCAUCCGAGCAUUAAAACCCUGGACCCAGUACGCCAUCAUGGUGAGAACCCAGCUGUCUGCGUCUGACGAACAUCAGGUUCAUGGAGCCAAGAGCGAAAUCAUUUAUGUUCGCACAAACGCCUCAAGACCUUCUGAACCUCUGGACCCCAUCUCCUCCUCAAACUCUUCGUCUCAGAUCAUCCUGAAGUGGAAGCCUCCCACCAGUCCCAACGGAAACAUCACCCACUACCGAGUGGUCUGUCUUAAGCAGCAGGAGGACAGCGACCUCUACAAGUUUGAUUACUGCCUACAGGGAAUGAAGCUGCCGUCCCGAACCCCAACCCACCUGGACAGCGAGGACGAGCACAAGUGGAACCAAACAGAAGAUCUGAACCCAGGGGGGCGAUGUUGCACCUGCCCGAAGACGAAAUUUGAAAUCGAGCAACAUCAGAAAGAGAUAGCGUACCGCAAGACCUUUGAGGAUUACCUCCAUAACAUCGUCUUUGAGAGCAGGCAAAGUCGUCCUCGACGCUCAGUGGACGACCCAGACCCCACCCAGUCCACUCUCUUUCACACCUCCAUGUCCCGUCUGAAGUACGAUCCAACCACUGCUUCACCCGAGGAAGAGGACGAAGAGGAAGAGGGAUCUAAGGUGGUGGUCGAUGUGUUUGGGAAGGAAUCAGCAGUCAUAUCCAACCUGCAGCACUUCACCAGCUAUAAGAUAGAGAUCAUAGCUUGCAACCAUAUCACAGACACCAAACGCUGCAGCUUGCCCACUUAUGUCAGCGCCCGGACCAUGCCAGAGUUAAAAGCAGAUGACAUCCCAGGCCAGGUGACCCAUGAGAUUGUGAACGCUGAGCCCCCCUAUGUGAAUGUUCGAUGGAACGAGCCUCCCUCGCCUAAUGGCCUAAUCAUCCUUUAUGAGGUGUUCUACCGGAAGGUUGGCGACCCAGAGCCGCACUCAACUUGUGUGUCACGGCUGAACUAUCAGAAGUUGGGCGGCACCAAGCUCACGCUGGUCCAGGCUGGGAACUACAGCGUGACUGUCCGGGCUACAUCCUUGGCUGGAAAUGGAUCCUUCACAGAAACCACGUACUUCUUCAUGCCGAGCCCUGAUACAGGUUUAGUUUGGAUUGUGAGUGGACCGGUCAUCUGCUCCAUCCUCUUGCUCUUCGUGGGAGGAGCCGUCUUCUUUAUCAUCAGGAAAAGGCAAACCGAAGGUCCUUUGGGAGAUCUCAUCACCUCACCGAAUCCAGAAUACUUCAGUGCCAAUGACAUGUACGUUCCUGAUGAGUGGGAGGUUCCCCGCGAGAAGAUCAACCUCCUCCGGGAGCUGGGUCAGGGCUCCUUCGGCAUGGUGUAUGAGGGCAUCGCUCAGGACAUCGUCAAGGGAGAACCAGAGACGCGCGUCGCCGUCAAGACGGUCAACGAAUCAGCAAGCCUGAGAGAGAGGAUCGAGUUCCUGAAUGAAGCUUCGGUCAUGAAGGCCUUCAUCUGUCACCAUGUGGUUCGUCUGCUGGGAGUCGUGUCUAAAGGUCAGCCCACGCUGGUAGUCAUGGAGCUGAUGACUCAUGGCGACCUGAAGAGCUACCUGCGGAGUCUGAGGCCAGACUCUGAGAACAACCCAUCCGGCUGCCCGCCGCCCACUCUGAAAGACAUGCUCCAGAUGGCAGCAGAAAUUGCAGACGGCAUGGCCUACCUCAACGCCAAGAAGUUUGUGCACAGAGACCUUGCGGCCAGAAACUGCAUGGUGGCGGAGGACUUCACUGUCAAGAUCGGAGACUUUGGAAUGACGCGGGAUAUUUAUGAGACUGACUACUACCGCAAAGGAGGGAAGGGUCUGCUUCCCGUCAGGUGGAUGGCUCCAGAGUCCCUGAAGGACGGGGUUUUCACCGCCCACUCUGACUGCUGGUCUUUCGGGGUUGUGCUGUGGGAAAUCAGCACGUUAGCAGAGCAGCCUUACCAGGGUUUAUCCAAUGAGCAGGUUCUGAAGUUCGUCAUGGACGGAGGCUUCCUGGAUCGACCUGACAACUGCCCUGAGAGGAUGCACAGCCUGAUGCAGAUGUGUUGGCAGUACAACCCCAAGAUGCGGCCAACGUUCCUCGAGAUCAUCGAGAUGCUGCGGGACGACCUGCACCCGACCUUUCAGGAAGUGUCCUUCUUCUACAGCGAGGAGAACAAAAUCCCCGAGACGGAGGACUUCGACCUGGACCUGGACAACAUGGAAAGUAUCCCCCUGGACCCAUCGUCUUAUUCCCAGAGGGAGGAAAGCUUAAGCAGAGACAGCGGGCCCUCGGUGGCCCUCAGGGGGAACUAUGAGGAGCACAUCCCCUACACACACAUGAACGGUGGCAAGAAAAACGGAAGAAUCUUAUCAUUGCCCAGAUCCAGUCCUUCCUAACAUCUCCUGCUCCCUCCCCCUCCCUAAAAUGACUAGUGACACUUCCUCCCUCUCUUUCUGUCCCUUUUUUCUGUACCUUGCAAACAUUUUCUAACGAUUUUUCUUAUUCUUAGAGAAACCCAUCGAAAAAUAACAAAAAAAAAAAAGAACCCAGAUCUCAGGACUUUGAAUUUUCUUCCUCAUAGCUGCCAAACCAAGGCAAGCAAAGGAUGCAAACGCCUCUUUUCAACUUGCUCCAUGACACAUCAGACUUGAUGUUACCCACAUCUGCGUUAAUGGGUCAACACCAUGUUUCCAGGACUCCAUGUGACGGAAACAACAACAAACAUUAAAAAAAAAAUUAAAACUGUGAACACAACAAACCUUAGACAACCAAGAAGGCUGCUCAACCUUCCCUCUCACCCCCAUAAAAGCCUCUCCUCUCGCUCCCAGCUCAACUGCAUUUUCCACACUUCUGUGCUUUUACCUUUUUUUUUGUCUCUCCAAAUGAAACGUUUUUACUCUGAUGGUGGCCUUUAAAAAAAAAAUAUGUGGCCUAUAGACUACAGAAUCAUGUCUAAGUAAAUUCCUCGUUUUAGCUACAAAGACUUAAUCAGUGGGAUGACUUACUCGCGAAGAAUUGAUCUUAGAACAAACAUCAUUUCCUGGAGGAACAUUUUCUUUUCUUUUCGCUUUGUUUUGUUUUUGGUUCUGCAAAAUUCCAAACUACCCACAGAUUUAUCAGGUGUUUGGUGAAUAGUUUUAAUUUAUUGGCUGUGUCCUUAUUUCCCUUCUGUUUGUUUCUGUGUCCUCACUUUGUGGCUGAAGGAUAUUUAAACAGUUCAAAUUUGGACAAAAGAGUUCAUCAGACUGACCAAUAGCUGCUGCUUUGAUAUAUUAUAGUGGGUAUAGAAAUAUAUAAAUAUAUAAUAUAUAUAUAGUAUAUAUAGAAUAAUUACAUUUUUCAGCCAUUAUUUUAUAUAUAGUAUACUGUAUAACAUUGAUGGGUUACUUUUGUAAAUACUGUAGUUGAUAUUUGUGUACUUCAUCAGAGGCUUUACUUACGUGUUUUAUUGUGUAUUUCUCUUUUUUUUUAAAAUGUUUUUUAGCCCCAGAAGUUACACUAAUCUACCGUCAGUGCUCUCUGUGUCUACGGCAUCCAGCCCAUGAUCUUUUUAUUUUUUAAUUUUUACUUUUGUCUUUGAUUUUCAACAUAUGGAGGAAACUUUACUACUGCAGCAAAAAAAAAAACCGGGAUAAAUGACCUAAAAGCUUUACAAAGAGGGGAAGCCAGGCCUUUAUAGGGUCAAAGUGCUCCAGAAAUGUGUUUGCCGUCUUUCUCUGGUCACAAUCACAGUUUGCCUUUUUAUCCAUUUGGUUUCUUUGAGGAGAAAACAAAAAAAAACUAAAUUCUGUUGCAAAAAUGUCUUGAAAUUGUGCAGCUUUGAGUGGUUUUGCUUGUUCGGGUGCUUCUCAGUUGUCGGUAUUAGUCCUGGAUUUUACGGCAGGUGAGGUGGAUGAUAUUAGGAAUUUCAAUUGGGGAGAUUUACUACAUUAAACCCAAGCAUUGAUAAAUCACCCACACCUCACUGCUCCUGAACCCUCCGACGCGGCUUCCAAGGCUUUCUGUCGGCCACUGAACUCUCCUCUCCAAAUAAGUCUGGUGGAAAUUUCCACGUUUAAUGACUGAGGGCUGGAGAGAGAUGCGGAAAGUUCCAAAUGUAUUCACAGCCGGCAGUCCUGCACUCCGGGUGGGGCGGGAUCAUGAGUCGAUUGUUAAUUCUCUUAUUCUCCCUGCCAUCACAUGGAGCUUCACAGUCGGGGCACGGCGUGCAGCAGCUUUUCCGCUCAGGACACACAUUCCAGGAUUCAGUCAAAUCUCCACAUCCCCAAAGAAUGCUGUUUGGCCGACACCAUCAGAGUGUUUUGCUGCAUUAAUCAACGGCUGCUUGGGUUUGCAGAAGAUAACACUUUACAGCAUCUUGUCUUUUCGUGAUUUUCACCCCAUAAAUUUGGAGUAUAAAUCAUUUCUAACAGCAGUGCCAACAAAUCGGCAAAAAGAUUUUCCUUCACUGCAUAACUGGAAACGCUCUUCUCCCAAAUGGCAGCAUUUCUCUUUGAGGACACAGACACUUUUUUGCUGAGCAGCGUUAAUUUAAAGGGUGGCCAGAGAAGCUGCCUCCAUAUCUGAACCAGUGCCUUUUUAAUUAUUUCCCAACAAAUUCAUCUUCUAAGCUGAUGCAACAUGCAGAAAAUAUGCUCCUAAUGGCCUGUCAGUUUUUAUUUUGUUAGUUUUUCAUUUG
Molecule: messenger RNA, 7389 nt
Organism: Cyprinodon variegatus (sheepshead minnow)
Lineage: Eukaryota; Metazoa; Chordata; Actinopteri; Cyprinodontiformes; Cyprinodontidae
Gene: insrb
Product: insulin receptor-like
Exons: 23
Coding region: 1007-5107 (1366 amino acids)
Biological process (GO): glucose homeostasis; positive regulation of kinase activity; positive regulation of phosphatidylinositol 3-kinase/protein kinase B signal transduction
Cellular component (GO): axon; membrane; insulin receptor complex
Molecular function (GO): insulin receptor substrate binding; ATP binding; insulin receptor activity
Source: RefSeq, a predicted model, not a curated record